AUGGGUUGGAAAGAAAAAGAAGCUGCGAAACUCGAGGGAAAGCGUGUCCUCGUUGUAGGUGCUGGUGGAAUAGGGUGUGAAUUGUUGAAGAAUUUAGCUCUAACCGGGUAUAAGGACAUUCACGUGAUUGAUAUGGACACCAUUGAUGUUAGCAAUCUAAAUCGGCAAUUUCUCUUUCGUCGCGAGCAUGUCGGCAGAUCAAAGGCUGAAGUAGCCACUGAAGCCAUUCGUCAGCUCCGUCCAGACAUUAAAAUCACAUUCGAUCUCGACAGUAUUUUUAGUUCAAAAUUCAACUUGACGUUCUUUCAACAAUUCUUCUUGGUCAUGAAUGCGCUCGAUAAUAGAGCUGCCAGAAAUCACGUGAAUAGGAUGUGUUUGGCGGCCAAAAUCCCGCUUAUUGAAAGUGGCUCCUCCGGAUACUUAGGACAGGUCAGACCAAUCUUACGCGAUCGCACCGAGUGCUACGAAUGUGUGCCGAAACCUGCGCAGGAGAAAACUUUCCCAGGAUGCACCAUUCGAAAUACCCCAAGCGAGCACAUUCACUGCACAGUGUGGUCCAAACAUGCAUUCAACCAACUUUUCGGCGAACUUGACAUUGAUGACGACAUAUCACCGGAUUUAACCGACAAAGGUGAACGACCUGGCGAUGGCAGUGCUGACGAAGAAAUGGGAGCCCCUGAAGCCGCUGGAGACCAUGAGAAGGUCAAUGAUGCUAUGAAUGGCGUGGCUCCUUUCAAUGGAAGUGAUGGAGAGUCUAUGGAUACUUCGAACGAGCCAAAGCCAAUUAGCACUCGUGCAUGGGCAGAAAAUGUGAACUACGAUCCCGAAAAGAUCUUCGAUAAGCUAUUUUACGACGAUAUCACAUACCUUCUUCGUUUGAAACAUCUUUGGCGUGAACGUCGUCCGCCCACACCAUUGCGCAAGGCUUACAGUAUCGCAACGAGUGCAUCGGCUUCAUCGAGUGGCACUACAGACGAUGCCAAUAGGGUCUGGUCGUUGGCCGAAUGUGCAGAUGUGUUCUGCGAAUGUGUAACAGCCCUUAGUCGACGAAAAGCCGCCGCUGAGAAUAAUCUGCUUCAUUGGGACAAAGAUGAUGAUGAUGCGAUGCGUUUUGUGGCCGCAUGCGCAAAUAUUCGUGCAACAAUCUUUGGAAUUCCAAGGAAGUCUCUCUUUGAGAUCAAAUGUGAGUUUGAAGCUCAGAAGCCUUCUCGUUGGUUUUUACCCGUGGAUCUUCUUCCAGCUAUGGCCGGUAACAUUGUGCCUGCUAUUGCCACAACAAAUGCAAUUGUUGCCGGAAUGAUGGUUGUGGAGGCAGCGAAAAUUAUCUCUGGCGAGCUCGAUAAGCUUAGAGUGGUAUUUAUAAGCCAAAAGCCAAAUCCUCGAGGAAAGAUUCUUGUCGACCAGAUCCCGUUUGAGCCUAACCCGAAAUGUUUUGUUUGUUCGGAGAAGCGCGAAUGCCAUGUUCGCCUUAAUCCGGCACAAAUGACGGUGAAAUCUCUACAGGAUAAGGUUUUAAAAGGAGCACUGAACAUGGUUGAGCCCGAUGUGAUGGAGGCAACUACGUCACGCAUUAUUAUAAGUAGUGAGGAAGGGGAAACUACAGAUCUUGAGCAGAAAACUCUAGAAGAAUUGUCGAUCGGAAACGGGGCAAUGCUCACGUGUGACGACUUCCAGCAGAAACUCGAGUUGAGACUGAUUCUGAGUGAAAGCAAGAAACUGAAAGGCGACGAGUUUGAGGUAUUGAUUGAUUACUCCUUGGAAUUGUACAAGAUAGUGGAGAAGAGAAACCAAAUGCAGAGGAAGAAGAAUCGAGAAAGAGAAAGAGCAUGGCGCCUCCAGAUGAGGAAGAACAGAGUGUGGCAAAACGUGCCAAGAUUGAUCCAUAGAGGUGCCUUCAUAUCCUGUGCGUUGUGA
Cooperia oncophora is the source of this 1914-nucleotide messenger RNA. The record is from the annotation of a GenBank genome assembly. Lineage: Eukaryota; Metazoa; Nematoda; Chromadorea; Rhabditida; Trichostrongylidae.